CUUCACACUUUCUAGUCCACAGCUAGUCUCUGCCACCAACCACUGAACAACUAUUAUACCUUCAGAUCUGUGCGCGGCUACGGCCAUGGAGUCCGGCGCCGACGAAGUAGUGUUCGACUGCGAUGACUACCGCAUAUACCGGAGCGGCAAGAUGGACCGCCUCUGUCGCCCGGCGCGUGAGCCCACCGGCCUCGACCCGGCCACCGGCGUCACGUCCAAAGACGUGGUCCUUGACCCCGACACCGGCGUGUCCGUCCGCCUCUUCCUCCCCACCAGCCCAGAUCCCUCCAAGAAGCUCCCAAUCCUCGUCUUCUACCACGGCGGCGGCUUCCUCGUCGAGUCGGCCGUCUCCCCGCAGUACCACAACUACGUCGCGUCCCUCGCUGCCGCGGCCGGCGUCGUCGCCGUCUCCGUCGAGUACCGCCUCGCGCCCGAGCAUCCGGUGCCCGCCGCCUACGACGACGCCUGGGCCGCGCUUUCGUGGGCCGCCUCGGCCCAGGACGAGUGGCUCGCCGAGCACGGCGACAGCGCGCGCCUCUUCCUCGCCGGCGACAGCGCCGGCGGCAACAUAGUGCACAACGUCCUCAUCAGAGCGUCGUUCCAGCCGGCGCCGAGAGUAGAAGGCGCGAUUCUUCUGCAUCCUUGGUUCGGAGGGAACACGUUCCUCGAAGGUGAGGUCGAGGCGAAGGCCAAGGACAUGGCCAUGAUCUGGGAGUUCGCGUGCCCCGGCGCGGUGGGCGGCGCGGACGACCCGAGGAUGAACCCGAUGGCGCCCGGCGCUCCGGGGAUGGAGAACCUCCGGUGUGAACGGAUGCUCGUGUGCGCCGGCGAGAAGGACUGGCUGGCGGCCAGGGACCGAGCGUACUACGCGGCGGUGACCACGAGCGCGUGGCGCGGGAGCGUAUCUCGUGGGGGCGUAGCGUGGAUCGAGUCAGAAGGCGAGGGGCACGUCUUCUUCCUGAAGAAGCCGGACUGCGCCAGGGCCAAGGAGCUCAUGGCUCGCGUCGUGGCGUUCAUCGCCGGCGCCUGAGCCCUGAUCUGUGGGCGCACGCCGGCGCGGCGGCAGUGUGCUCUCGUCACAAACGAACUGUAAGAGUGGCUUCGAUUCACAACGUAGAUCUAAUGUUACAAUCCGAUGGAUUGGUGAGCUUGAUGAAGGACACAACAAUGGCCAUUUCCUUGGCCGCCUUCUCCGCCACGACGGAGUUGGAUCUCGCGUCUUUCGAGAAAUAAUACAUAUGCUCCUCGCCCUC
This is a messenger RNA of Aegilops tauschii subsp. strangulata, 1253 nucleotides long. Its product is annotated as tuliposide A-converting enzyme b1, amyloplastic. The record is from RefSeq and is a predicted model, not a curated record. Lineage: Eukaryota; Viridiplantae; Streptophyta; Magnoliopsida; Poales; Poaceae. Gene Ontology annotation, molecular function: hydrolase activity.